AUGGCCAUAAUGUUUUCAUUGGGGUGCCAGGUCGAGAUCAACAAUGCGAAUAGCAUCCUUAACAUGGUCGGUUAUCGCAAAGUUAGAGUUCAAGAUCUACACCUCAAGCUUCAAAGGAAAGGUCUUCAAUCUGCAUCUCAGAGCGGAAAGAGUUAUGCUCCAAACAUGCGUGUUCUCCGUGAAAGGCUAACAGGAACAAUGACAGUACAACCUACAAAUGUCGAUCUGCCAAAAUCAAAAGUUGUUAAACCAAGCAGUAAAAAUGUUGGUGUUGAGGUCCCUGCAGUACAUAUCAAAAGGCCAUGA
Sphenostylis stenocarpa is the source of this 306-nucleotide messenger RNA. The record is from the annotation of a GenBank genome assembly. Lineage: Eukaryota; Viridiplantae; Streptophyta; Magnoliopsida; Fabales; Fabaceae.